Molecule: messenger RNA, 2183 nt
Organism: Oncorhynchus kisutch (coho salmon)
Lineage: Eukaryota; Metazoa; Chordata; Actinopteri; Salmoniformes; Salmonidae
Product: serine protease HTRA1A
Exons: 9
Coding region: 286-1716 (476 amino acids)
Biological process (GO): programmed cell death; proteolysis; positive regulation of apoptotic process
Cellular component (GO): extracellular region
Molecular function (GO): protein binding; serine-type endopeptidase activity
Source: RefSeq, a predicted model, not a curated record
ACGUGACACACACACCAACCAUAGAAAUGCGUAUUGUUAUUGCCUAGAAAGUGUGCCGGGUCAAGUGGAAUUGAGUAGGCUUUUAUAUAAAUGCAGUGCCAGCUAAAAAAACUCAGUUGCUUAUUGGUGCACAGUGGAAGUGGAGCUUCUCUUAAUCCCUUACAUCAACUGCUCUGCUCUACACUCCUCAGCUCACAUGUACCAAAGUACUGCAAGUUUAGAGAAGCCCGGACACUUUUUGUUUACUUUCCCAUAUUUUGAAACUGUGUUUCACAGUAAACCACCAUGUUUUGGUCAAUAUUGUGCAUAACCGUUUGCUUGGCAUCCCUACUUGCUGAGGCACAGAUCUCCAAUAGGUACGUUAUCAGCUGUCCCACUCGUUGUCACAAGGCGAUGUGUCCCCGUAUGCCAGCGGAGUGCUUAGCAGGACAAGUCCUGGACCACUGCAACUGCUGCCCCGUGUGUGCCUCUGGAGAGGGCGAAGCGUGCGGCGGCAAUGGAAAGCUUGGAGACCCGGUGUGCGGAGAGGGGUUGGAGUGUUUUGUGUCCGGCGGAGUGGGGUACUCUGCCACUGUCAGAAGAAGAGGGAAGAGCGGCGUUUGCGCCUGCAAAACCAAGGACCCUGUAUGUGGUAGCGACGGUGUAUCUUACCGUAACAUCUGCGAGCUCAAGAGAGUCAGCAACCGGGCACUGAAACUUCAGCAGCCACCUGUUAUGUUCAUUCAACGGGGAGCUUGUGGGAAAGCCCAGGACAACCCAAACAGUCUGAGACACAAAUACAACUUUAUCGCUGACGUGGUGGAGAGGAUCGCCCCAGCUGUGGUUCACAUUGAACUCUAUCGCAAGAUGACAUAUUCUAAGCGGGAGGUGGCAGUGUCCAGUGGCUCAGGGUUUGUGGUGUCAGAGGAUGGACAGAUUGUGACCAACGCCCAUGUUGUGGCCAAUAAACAUCGAGUAAAGGUGGAGCUGAAGAGUGGCGCCACCUACGACGCCAAUAUCAAAGACAUGGAUGAGAAGUCCGACAUUGCACUCCUCAAGAUCGACUCACCGAUCAAGCUUCCUGUGCUGAUGUUGGGGCGUUCGUCAGACCUGAGGCCUGGGGAGUUUGUGGUGGCCAUCGGAAGCCCCUUCUCCCUCCAGAACACAGUUACCACAGGGAUAGUCAGCACAACCCAACGAGGGGGCAAGGAGCUGGGCCUACGCAACUCUGAAAUGGAAUACAUUCAGACAGACGCUAUUAUCAACUAUGGUAAUUCAGGAGGCCCUCUGGUGAAUCUGGAUGGUGAGGUGAUCGGGAUCAACACUCUGAAAGUGACGGCUGGUAUCUCAUUCGCCAUCCCCUCCGACAAGAUCCAAGAGUUCCUGACUGAAUCCUACGACAGACUGUCCCGAGGAAGAGCUGUGACAAAGAAGAGAUACAUUGGUGUGAGGAUGAUGACACUCACCCCAGCGUUAACCAAGGAGCUGAAGGUUCGACACAAAGACUUCCCCGAUGUCACCUCUGGAGCGUACGUCAUGGAGGUGAUAUCUAAAACGCCGGCCGCGGCUGGCGGUCUGAAAGAGCAUGAUGUGAUCAUCUCCAUCAACGGCCAGCAGAUCACCUCUGCAACCGACGUCAGCACCAUCAUCAAGAAGGACACCACGCUGCAGGUGGUGGUUCGCCGUGGUAACGAGGACACCAUCAUUACCAUCACUCCCAUGGAGAUCGACCCCUGACCCCCCCAGCCCCACCAAUGAGUUGGUGCUCAUUACCAUCCCCAAUAGACCUUAUGGACGUGUGCUUUUAAUCACACCCCAUGGAGUAUCUGUGGCCUUUAGGGUUUUGUGGCGCCAUGCGUCCAGCCAGGUUAAGACCGCCUUGGAAAGGAACGCUUGUAUAGAGCAUCUCAGCAGAGUUGUAAUUCCUCAUCCAUGUAUAUUACACUUAUAUUAUUAUACGCUUCUACUACUGUUUACUGUUAAACACAAGCCAGUUGACCUGUUGUGAUCUGCCUGUUUUGUUGUUUUAUACUGACUGAUUGUUCAGAUGGAGGCCCACCAUGGCAAUCUAAAACAAUGUGGAGAGCAGCUCUGGGCGAGUUGUGCAAUUAUUGUUUUCUAAAUUCCUUACCUAAGUACUGUAGUUUUAUGGUUUGUUUGUCGAUGACAUUUACGAAGAAGAUAAUAAAGACUUGUAACUGCGU